AUGGAUGAAUCUCACAGCUUCUCUAUGGGUCUACGGUUUUUGAAAUCUCGACUGUCCAACAGGGACUACAAGCACGAGGAGUCAUUGAAACAGGCUCCUUCUUCGCCGGUUUCCUCUACUCGAUUGAGCUUGAAGGAGAAUGAGGCCAUUGGCACGAAAAAGGAGCCGUCCAUGACAAACACAAAAAGACGCCGGAGCUUUUUCAAUUUGAGAACACCCAGAGACAAACCGGAGACAACCAACAUCUCGCUUUCGGAUGAAAGUGACACCAAUUACGCCAGUACCCCUAAAAUCAACUGUAUCAAUAACGCCGGGAUCGAUCUCUUAAGCUGCGAACUUGACCCAGCUGACCAGAUAAGUAUGACCCAGGAGAAGGAGGAUGACAAGUCGGUUAGACCACAAAGCAACGCUUUGUCCGAGAUCUUGCAACCAGAAAAUGUCCAACCUGAUUCCGAGGAAAAUCAAUUAUUGUCAUCAAAACCAGCAAAACAGCCAACACCAAACGAGGGAAAGGCAGAUACCAAAAAGGAACCGACAGAUUCGGAUUCAAGCGCCGAGAUUGUCACGAUCUCCAAGAAUGCUGUCGACAUAGCCUCGUCAACAAAAACAGCCCCAACAUAUCUCUCCUCCACUUUUUUCACUCCUACCAAACAAUUGACGUCUUUGUUUGUUGGAGAUCUCGAUAAGACGGUCAACGAGUCGGAAUUGAAAAAGUUGUUCAACGGUUUCCCUGGUUUGAUUUCUGUCAAGAUCCCUACAGACUGUCAAACGGGUAAGUCUUUGGGAUACGGCUAUGUUAAUUAUUCCGACGAAAACCAGGCUAGUAUUGCAAUUGAAGCAUUGAAUUAUACCAAGCUGGGAAACAUGGAAAUGAGAAUCAUGCCCUCACUUAGAGAUAAGACUCAAAGGGAGAGAAUUGGAACCAAUAUCUUCUUGUCAAAUCUUUCCUCGUCGUUGACCACAAGAGCGCUUUACGAUAGGUUCAAAAAAUACGGGAAAAUACUAUCUUGCAAGUACAACGCUUCCAAACAACAGGCAUUCAUUCAUUUCGAAUCCAAGCAGGUUGCCUACGAGGUUGUAAAGGCUGUCAAUCAUACAACCAUGGAUGGGAAACUUGUGUAUGCUGGCGUCCACAUCUUAAAGAAAGACAGAGAUCUGUUUGGUGCUACCGCCAAUUCUGGUAGCAAAUUGGGCGAAAAGAAGGAUAUUUCUGAUAUUCCGGUUUUUUCACCAGCUACCAAACCAACUGAAACAAAAGAAGAACCAAGCACCCAGUUUUCUGUCUUCAUUCGUAACCUUCCAUUGGAUAUCGAACAGGAUGUGAUCAGAAGUCUAGUGGAGCCGUAUGGAGAGGUGAUUUCUGUUUUGGCCCGGAAAGUCCCAAGAAAGAAAGGUUGUUGGGCACUUGUCACUAUGACCAACCAGGAGUCGGUCAACAACGCUGUCUCGCACCUGAAUCUUGUGGAAAUCAAUAGGCAUCAAUUGUUUGUCACCCGUGCAAUUCCCAAAGAAGAUAAAGAGUACAGUCGAAAACAGGAAACGUACCCUAAACACAAGCUCAAAAUCUUGAUUACAGGAUUGAAUGUGAAUAUUCAUAAAGCAAAGUUCCAGGAGUGGUGCCUUACUUUUGGAUCCAUAAAAUCGGUCGAGCUGUAUGGAACCUAUCCCCAGGAGAGCCAUAAGAGUUUCACGGCUUAUGGCUACGUUGAGAUGGUUAACGAAGCUGAUGCGGAUCUUUUGAUCGAUAAUUUGAAGAUGCUGGGUGUUUAUUGCUUCAAGGUGAAAGUUGAAAUUCCACGCAAGGAAGUGGCAUCAACUUCGCCACACACGCCAUACAUUUCAAAAGCAGGGAUAGGUAAUGGAUCCACCUCUGGAAGCUACUUGGAUCCUUCCAAAAUGUACCAAUUAGCAGCAUUCACUAAAUCUGUGGAGAAUGAUAAGUUGCAUGGUAGCCAAAGCGUCGUGAAGGAUAGAUUUGAGCGGGAUACCCAAAGGCCCGAGCUAAGAAGCCAAAUCGAUAAGGUUAUUGGAGACUUUGCUACAGAUAUUCUUGGUAAGGAGCUCGUUUACAUCAAAAGCACUGGAGAACUAAACAUGCCCAAGAUCCACUCGUUAUCCGAGCAUAUCAUCAAGUUUUUCUGGUCCAACAAGAUCGAGUCGUUCUGGAAGUUCUUAGAAGCCAACCAUUCUCAAAACGAACAGAUCCAUCCGCUACUGAGAACCCAGAUAGUACAGAGUUCGAUGUACUUGGGAAUUGUGCCGAAGGAGUGA
Ogataea philodendri is the source of this 2271-nucleotide messenger RNA. RefSeq lists its product as uncharacterized. Gene Ontology annotation, cellular component: cytosol; nucleus; ribonucleoprotein complex. Lineage: Eukaryota; Fungi; Ascomycota; Pichiomycetes; Pichiales; Pichiaceae. The transcript has a single exon. The record is from RefSeq and is a predicted model, not a curated record. Gene Ontology annotation, molecular function: mRNA 3'-UTR binding; poly(A) binding; poly(U) RNA binding. Bases 1 to 2271 code for a protein of 756 amino acids.